AUGACGGAAACCGUUCUUCGCAAAGACCAGCUCGAGAUCAGCCUGCACAACGAGAAGAAGCUCAUCCAUGAGGGGGUUCUCAAGGAGGACAAUCCGCUCGACCUGAGCGAGGGCUUCCGGACCCUCUGCGAUGCCUGUCGACGAGGCGACCUGAAGCUCUGCCAAGAAAAGAUCUCGGAAGGCGUCAACAUCAAUGCGCGGGACCCCUUCGACUACACUCCGUUGAUCUUGCUUCUUCUCGACUCGGGUGCCUUGUGUGAACGGGAUACAUUUCAGGGUGAAAGAUGCCUAUAUAACGCUCUGAACGAUCGUAUACGCAAUUUGCUGCUGGAGUAUGAUUAUUCCAAGUCGACGGACCCUCUCCAACCGUUUGCGGCCCAUAUCUCCUCGCUUUUGACGCGGGACCACCCGCAGACCUGGGAUAUUGUGGUGACAGACGGCGAGGAAUCUCUGUUUCUGCACAAGUUUAUACUGGCUGCGCGAUCGCCAUACUUCAAAAAGAAGCUAGCUGCGUCACCUGGGUCGACAACAUUGAGGAUUCCCAGCACGAUUCCGCCGCAGGCCUUUGGUGCUGCUAUCAAGUACCUGUACCUCGGCGAGGCGCCGAGGGAGCUUCGGAGCGGCCCUGGCACUGGGUAUACCGAGUCCGAAGUGGCGGCCGGAGUUGAUAAAAUCGCAAAGUACCUUGAAAUCCCCAAUCUCCUCGACAGUAUCCUGGAUACCGGGGACCGGAGGCGGACUAGGCAGAGGAGGACGGCAGAAGUGGCAAGAGGUCGCGAUCAGUUUGAAUCGUGGUUCCGGGAAAAUGUUCUCGGGAACAAGCUUGUCGUCGAGACCAGCAAGGUGAACGAGGUGAAGUGGGAUCGCAACAACGCCAUUUUUGCCGACGUCUUGCUCCGGGCGGAUGAGGUGAUUGAAGAUGGGGAGGACCAGAACGAUGCGCAGACGCAAGAAAAUGGCGAGACGAGCUCGAUUCCAGUGGGGCCUGGAGCAUCGGCAGCAGAGGAUACCAAGGGUGGCCGCAAGCAGAAGUCAGUUCUGUAUCCGGUUCAUCGAGCGAUGCUCCUGCGCUCCGAGUUCUUCAAUGCCAUGUUUUCCUCCACUUUUAAGGAGGCCCAGGUGACGGAACACCUCCAGAUUAUCCACGUGGACUGCUCCCCGGAGGUUCUGGAAAUCAUCCUGACCUACUUCUACACGGAAAAGGCCGACUUUUCGCUCGAUAUAGCGGUCGACGUGCUUUUCGCAGCCGAUCUUCUUUUUAUCGAGAAGCUCAAGAACAAAGCGGCCGUGGUGAUCAGCAGCUUGGGUAGCGGGAAUCUGUCCCAGGCGCAGGCGUCGAAAACCCGACCCAGGAAACAAGCCAAAGGCGCGGGCGCGGCUGAAACGGAAGCCGAGGAGGCGGAGGAGAUCGAUAUCUACGAGAUCAUCCGCGCGGCCUGGCUCACGCGGGUGCAGCGACUGGAAGAGUUUGGGGCACGUUAUCUGGCCUACCGGUUGGAAGAGCACAUCGACAGGCCAGAGUUUGCCGAGCUGAUCAAAGAGUCGGCGACGCGGAUCCAGCGGCGAGAAGAGACGGAUACGAUCGAGCUGCUCGAUGAUAUCCGGUUCUAUCUGGGCGAGCGGUUCCGGCUGCGGUUCGACGAUACGGGACUGGUGGAGAUGCUGACGGCGAAUGCGCCCAAGAACUGGUAUCCGAAAGCGAAGGAGGAGAACCAGACGGCCUCCGAUGCGCCGAAGGAGGAGAAGCCAGCUGGUGAGGUAGCUGCUCCCGAGACGCAGGCUGCGCCGGCGGCGGAGAACAGGCCGAUCAUCCGGACGUUGGAUGGCGACAUUGUCGAGGACGAGUUUGACAGCGAUGCGAUCAACUAUAAAAUCCUGCUGGAGAAGUUGGAUCGACUGUUGGAGAAGCUCAAUCUGGAUGCAUAA
Messenger RNA from Rasamsonia emersonii CBS 393.64, 1926 nucleotides. RefSeq names its product Ankyrin repeat and BTB/POZ domain protein. The transcript has 3 exons. NCBI's taxonomy places the organism in Eukaryota, Fungi, Ascomycota, Eurotiomycetes, Eurotiales, Trichocomaceae. The record is from RefSeq and is a predicted model, not a curated record. Bases 1 to 1926 code for a protein of 641 amino acids. Gene Ontology annotation, molecular function: protein binding. Gene Ontology annotation, cellular component: cytoplasm; ubiquitin ligase complex.